Molecule: messenger RNA, 3973 nt
Organism: Athene cunicularia (burrowing owl)
Lineage: Eukaryota; Metazoa; Chordata; Aves; Strigiformes; Strigidae
Gene: TRAM2
Product: translocation associated membrane protein 2
Biological process (GO): SRP-dependent cotranslational protein targeting to membrane, translocation; protein insertion into ER membrane
Cellular component (GO): endoplasmic reticulum membrane
Source: RefSeq, a predicted model, not a curated record
AUGAUCAGAAAGGGGAGUAAUGAUGGCAGGGGAAUGGAUACAACAACUGAUUUCUUUUUUUUCCCUUCUGUGUGUCUUUGACAGGUUACAGCCAAGACUGCCUUCCUGUUUAUCUUACCUCAGUAUAAUGUUAGUGUGCCUACAGCAGAUGGGGAGCUGGUCCAGUAUCACUAUGGGCUGAAGGAUCUGGUCACCAUCCUCUUCUACAUCUUCAUCGCCAUCAUCCUGCAUGCAGUGGUGCAGGAGUACGCCCUGGACAAAAUCAACAGGCGUCUCCAUCUCUCCAAGGUCAAACACAGCAAGUUCAAUGAAUCGGGACAGCUGGUUGCCUUCCACCUCACCUCUGUGAUUUGGUGCUUGUACGUCGUGGUGACGGAAGGAUACAUAUCAAACCCCCGGAGUUUGUGGGAAAACUACCCGCAUGUUUAUCUUCCGUUCCAGGUGAAGUUUUUCUACCUGUGCCAGCUGGCAUACUGGCUGCACGCCCUGCCAGAGCUCUACUUCCAAAAAGUUCGCAAGGAGGAGAUCCCCCGCCAGCUGCGGUGCAUCGCGCUCUACCUGGUGCACAUUGCCGGCGCGUACCUCCUCAACUUAACCCGCUUGGGGCUGAUCCUCCUGCUGUUGCAGUACUUGGCCGAAUUCUUCUUCCACAUGGCCCGGCUGGUCUACUUCACGGAUGAGAACAACGAGAAGCUGUUUAAUGUCUGGGCUGUCGUGUUCGUGGUCACCAGGCUCUUCACCCUCACCUUGUACAUCCUGGUCAUGGGCUUCGGGCUGCCGCGGGUGGAGAACCAGGCCCUCGACCCAGAGAGGGGGAACUUCUUUAGCUUUCUCUUCAACAAUAUCCUCUUCAGAAUGAGUGUGCUGCUGUUGGUGUGCCUCUUCCAGGCCUCGGUGAUGUGGCGCUUCAUCCACUUCCAGCUGCGGCGCUGGCGGGAGUACUGGAACGAGCAGAGCAGUCGGAAGCGAGCCGCUGCCACCGCCGGCACCAAGCAGCAAGCCAAGCCACUCAAGAGGGACUCGGGUUAUCAUGAAAACGGAGUGGUGAAAGCGGAGAACGGCACCUCGCCGCGAACCAAGAAGCUGAAAUCACCAUAGAAGCAAAGGCUUGGCUCUUGGGGAGGAGGGUGAGAUACCGGGACUAAGAAGCAGCCCCUCCUCCUGGUCCUCACAAGCAUCGAGCAUCGUCUUGAAAGGCUUGGAAACUGGUCAUCUUCCCAAGGUGUCUCUCGCUCUCCUCCCUUCCUUUCUUGCUCUCUUGAACCAUUUGCAAUAAAACCAAAAAGGUCCCUUUCCCUUCUCCCUUGCCCUCGUAGGAGCCUUUUCCAACCCUCCUGGUUUUGCCUUCCUCUGUUUCAUCGUAAAUCAGUGUGCAAUUUUUUUCCUUUUCUAUUUUAGUGUUUGGUUAUUUUUGAUUCUUGUUACAAAUGCAUCAUAGAUGGUUCCGAACAAUCCUUUUUUUCUUCUACAGCAGAUUUCUCCCCUCUCUCUGUGGUGCUUCCCUCAGCCCCGGGGUCAGGGCCACAGCAGCUUGAAGGCACCAUGUGUCUGUUGUGGGAACAGGCUCCUGGGCAAAUGCGCUGGGGCUCUGUGAUCCUGAGGCUUAGGGGUGCUCUCAGGCAAGGGUUGCCUCUCCUGGGGCACGUCUGGCCAGUGCUUGGCAAGUACCACGAGAUGGUGGUGCUGCAAAUAGAGACCAGGGUCUGAGAGAGGAGUCUCAGCUGUGUCUUGCCUCAUGGUGGACCUCUGGUUAAGUGGGGGUUUUCUGACACCUGGUUUUGAGCUAAUUUUGGAGAACUGGGCAGCAGAGAAGGGAGAGAGUUUCUCUCUUCAUAUAGGACCCACCUCCUAGCCUUUGCUUGCCCCAGCUCUUCUGGUACAGCUGGGCCCCUCACACCCUCCUGCCUGCAGGAGGUGAGCUAGCCCGUAGUUGUUCUGGACCUCCCAGCCCCAAGAGCUCAGCUCGGGGCUCUGCAGCUCACAGUGCCUUGUUGUGGGGCAGCAGCAUCCUCAGGUCCAUGUGAAACCUUGGGUCCUGCCCCGCUCUGAGUGCUGGCCUGGCGCCUGUUAGCCCAGGUCCUUUGCCAGCUUGUGUGUGCCUCGUGGACCUGGUGUUCUCAUGGCUCAUGACCACAUCUAGAUGACAAACUGGCUGCUGCAAACGGUUUUUGCAUCAGUGGGACUGUGCUUCUCAUGCUGUCACCUUAGCCUUCCUUAACCCUACUGUACCAGUCCAGCUGUGCCAUCGGCAGCCACCAGCUUCACUCUUUUGUUUCCAAAGGAUACAGAGCUUGUAUCCACCCAAGGUGCUAUCAAAUGCAGGGUUUCUUCCAAAAAACCUAGCCCCUUCAUCCCUUUCUGAGCUGUGAAUGAGAUGACAGGGAAGGGGAAGGAAGCCAGGGCUGCAAGGAGCAGCUUGCAUAUUAGGAAAAGCCUGACCUGUGACGCGUAGCUGUUGGCAGAUGGAGUUGUCUCAAAUCUACCUCAGAGGCUAUCUGUUGCUGCAGACCACUUUCCCUCUUGCUUCUGCCCGCUGCUGCCCGUAUAUGCUGGCAGGAGAUUCGUGGGAACUCCAGAUCCCACCGGCUCAAUCCCCUGCUGCCUCUUUGCUGGGGAGCAGCAUCUCCUGCCCAGGGUUUUGUGGGUCAGUGCCAGCUCGCUGAGCUGCUUCGGGCUGCCAUGCCCCAGUCUAGAUUUGGUAGGCGUUCAGUAGACGGGCACCUCUCAGCCCCCAGCUCUCCUCUGGGGCAGUUUCUGUAGCUGGGCUUUGCUGUUGGUGCCUCUUGUGCAGCAAAGCCAGCUGUAGCUUUAGUUCUGCUUCGCCGCAGCAGGAGCAGGCGGGCGGUGCACUCCCUCGGCUGGAGGAGAAGAGAGGGCACAGGCUUGGGGGAAGCUGCAGUGCUCUUCGAUGUGCAAGCCAGGAUCGAGGUCCACCUUCCUUGCAGGUGAGGGAGGCACGUGAUCUGUAGCGUGCCCCUUGCGCAGCCCUUUGGGUAGCUGAACUCUGGCUCUCUCCGAGUGCAAUUCUAGCUUGAGGCUGGCACAGUCGUCCUUCGCAUCAUUCGUGUUUUGGGGAACGAGUGACAGUUGAUUUUCUGCCCCUCUUUGAGUUGGGUCGCGUUUUUAUCCUCCUGUAGGUGUCUUUUGACCUUUCCUUCUUUCCUUGUUGAGCCCCAGCUAACGCUGGGCACCGGAGGGAGAAAAUGUGCAGGGACAUGAGGACAGUUACUAAAAUUCCAUUUGUUCUCCAUCCCCAUGAUGUCUGAGUGUCAAAUGAGAGAUACUGGCAGGAGAGGCAUCCCCCCUUUUUCAGGGGAACCGAGGAAGGAAAUUUCAGAGCAGAGCCCUUGGUGGUAUCUUGCAAUUGCUCCUCGUAGCCCUUCUCGGGUAGAUAAAACACAUUUGGCUCAGAGGCAGCAAUAGUGACCGCAGCGCAACGUGACUAGAGCAGGAAAAGAGCUUUAUUUUAGGGAGGACGUGGAAAAGGUCUAGUGUGAGAGGUUUUUCCUUUCUGCUGCCUCUUCCCAUCCCCAGCCAUCCACUGCCACGUGCCCUCCGAGAGCAACCGCUGGCCGGCAUCUGCAGAGCCUCAGCCCGAACCUUUCUGCAAAGCCGGUGCCUCGCAGCAGCUGAGGCAUUGACUCUGUUAACAGGUGACACAUACAGUCCCCUCAAAAAACGGCUGCUGAAUGAUUCCUCCUCCUGCCUGCUUCACUUCAGGCAGCAUUUCCACUUGCACAAUCCUGUGUUUCCAUACAGUAGCUGUUCAUGCUUUGUAUCCCAAGUGCCUUAUGUUGCCACGUAGUCUCUCGUACACUUGGUCUGUGUACUAUAUCAAUAGCUGGACACCCUCCCUCUACAGUGUACGUACAACAUAUGCUACAUUUAUGUGGGUUUUGUUUUCUUUUUUUGAUAAAGCUACCAGUAAAAGGGACAGUUUGUUUUGGAAGCAUUUUCAUGUGCUUUUUUUUUU